AUGGAUCAGUGUGAGGACAGAGAGGAGGGAGUCCCUCCCUCUAAAACCACUCUGUGUGGGGAACAUGAGAGCCAGACCAAAGCUCAGAGGAACCAACGAGGAACUAAACGUAAACCUGAACCUGAACCUGAACCUGAACCUGAACCUGAACCUGAACCCAGGUGUGUGUCCUUACAGAGGGAACAGUCUUUAAAUGGCCUCAUUAAUUUUGAAGGACAACAACCUGCAGACAGAGUGGAUCAGGAGAGCUCAGAGGUUCCCAGUGGUCAGUCUGCCCAGGAGCAUCAAACACAGCUGAACUCCAUUAUUAUGCUGCUGGAGGAAAAUAUCAUAACUUUUGUGAAGAAUGAGCUGAAGAAAAUCCAGAAGGUUCUAAAUCCAGAAUUUCAGUAUCAGAAAGAGGAUGAGGAGUUGGUGCCAGUUGAGGAAGAAGUAAACAGAAAGGAAAACAGAGAAGCAUUUGUGAAGAUCACACUGCACUUUCUGAGGAAAAUGAAGCAGGAGGAGCUGGCUGACCGUCUGCACAGCAAAUUUCCCAUCACCUGCCAGCAUAAACUUAAAUCUAAUCAGAAGAAGAAGUUCCAGUGUGUGUUUGAGGGGAUCGCUAAAGCAGGAAACCCAACCCUUCUGAAUCAGAUCUACACAGAGCUCUACAUCACAGAGGGAGGGACUGCAGAGGUCAAUGAUGAACAUGAGGUCAGACAGAUUGAAACAGCAUCCAGGAAACCAGACAGACCAGAAACAACAAUCAGACAAGAAGACAUCUUCAAAGGCUCACCUGGAAGAGAUGAACCAAUCAGAACAGUGCUGACAAAGGGAGUGGCUGGCAUUGGGAAAACAGUCUUAACACAGAAGUUCACUCUGGACUGGGCUGAAGACAAAGCCAACCAGGACAUCCAGUUCAUGUUUCCAUUCACUUUCAGAGAGCUGAAUGUGCUGAAAGAGAAAAAGUUCAGCUUGGUGGAACUUGUUCAUCACUUCUUUACUGAAACCAAAGAAGCAGGAAUCUGCAGCUUUGAAGACUUCCAGGUUGUGUUCAUCUUUGAUGGUCUGGAUGAGUGUCGACUUCCUCUGGACUUCCACAACACUGAGAUCCUGACUGAUGUUACAGAGUCCACCUCAGUGGAUGUACUGCUGACAAACCUCAUCAGGGGGAACCUGCUUCCCUCUGCUCGCCUCUGGAUAACCACACGACCUGCAGCAGCCAAUCAGAUCCCUUCUGACUGUGUUGACAUGGUGACAGAGGUCAGAGGGUUCACUGACCCACAGAAGGAGGAGUACUUCAGGAAGAGAUUCAGAGAUAAGGAGCUGGUUUCCAAAAUCAUCUCCCACAUCAACACAUCACGAAGCCUCCACAUCAUGUGCCACAUCCCAGUCUUCUGCUGGAUCACUGCUACAGUUCUGGAGGAUAUGCUGAAAACCAGAGAGAGAGGAGAGCUGCCCAAAACCCUGACUGAGAUGUACAUCCACUUCCUGGUGGUUCAGGCCAAAGUGAAGACGGUUAAGUAUGAUGGAGGAACGGAGACAGAUUCACACUGGAGUCCAGAGAGCAGGAAGAUGAUUGAGUCUCUGGGAAAACUGGCUUUUGAUCAGCUGCAGAAAGGAAACCUGAUCUUCUAUGAAUCAGACCUGACAGAGUGUGGCAUUGAUAUCAGAGCAGCCUCAGUGUACUCAGGAGUGUUUACACAGAUCUUUAUAGAGGAGAGAGGGCUGUACCAGGACAAGGUGUUCUGCUUCAUCCAUCUGAGUGUUCAGGAGUUUCUGGCUGCUCUUCAUGUCCAUCUGACCUUCAUCAACUCUGGAGUCAAUCUGCUGGAACAACAACAAACAGCCUCCCAGACAGAGGAACACCUCUACCAGAGUGCUGUGAACAAGGCCUUACAGAGUCCAAAUGGACACCUGGACUUGUUCCUUCGCUUCCUCCUGGGGCUUUCACUGCGGACCAAUCAGAGUCUCCUACGAGGUCUUCUGACACAAACAGGAAGUGGCUCACAGACCAACCAGGAAACAGUCCAGUACAUCAAGGUGAAGCUCAGUGAGAAUCUGUCUGCAGAGAAAAGCAUCAACCUGUUCCACUGUCUGAAUGAACUGAAUGAUCGUUCUCUAGUGGAGGAGAUCCAACAGUCCCUGAGUUCAGGAAGUCUCUCCACAGAUAAACUGUCUCCUGCUCAGUGGUCAGCUCUGGUCUUCAUUUUACUGUCAUCAGAAGAAGAUCUGCAUGUGUUUGACCUGAAGAAAUACUCUGGUUCAGAGCAGGCUCUGCUGAAGAUGCUGCCAGUGGUUAAAGCCUCUAAAAAAGCUCUGUUGAAUAGCUGCAACCUCUCAGAGAGAAGUUGUCAAGCUCUGUCCUCACUUCUCAGCUCUGAGUCCACUAGUCUCAGACAGUUGGACCUGAGUAACAAUGAGCUGAAGGAUUCAGGAGUGAUAGUGUUGUCUUGUGCCCUGAGAAGUCCACACUGUAAAUUGGACACACUGAGGCUUUCAGGCUGUCUGAUCACAAAUGAAGGUUGUACUUCUCUGGCUUCAGCUCUGAGUGUUGACCCCUCAAGUCUGAGAGAGCUGGACCUGAGCUACAAUCAUCCAGGAGAGGCAGGAGUGAAGCUUCUGAAGGAGCUGAGAUUGGAAACUGUCAGGUUGAGUGGCUGUAACCUCUCAGAGAGAAGCUGUGAAGCUCUGUCCUCAGUUCUCAGCUCUGAGUCUUCUAGUCUGAGACAGCUGGACCUGAGUAACAAUGACCUGAAGAACUCAGGAGUGAAGAUUUUGUCUUCUGGAAUCUUGAGUCCACACUUUGAACUGGAAACACUCAGGCUGUCAGGCUGCCUGAUCACAGAAGAAGGUUGUAAGUCUCUGAUCUCAGCUUUGAGCUCCAACCCCUCCCAUCUGAGAGAGCUGGACCUGAGCUACAACCAUCCAGGAGACGCAGGAGUGAAGCUGCUGGAGCAGCUGAAAAUAGAGACAGUCAGGUUGAGUCGCUGUAACCUCUCAGAGAGAAGCUGUGAAGCUCUGUCCUCAGUUCUCAGCUCUGAGUCUUCUAGUCUGAGAGAGCUGGACCUGAGUAACAAUGACCUGAAGAACUCAGGAGUGAAGAUUUUGUCUUCUGGAAUCUGGAGUCCACACUUUGAACUGGAAACACUCAGGUUGAGUAGUUGUAACCUCUCAGAGAGAAGCUGUGAAGCUCUGUCCUCAGUUCUCAUCUCCCAGUCCUCUAGUCUGCGAGAGUUGGACCUGAGUAACAAUGACCUGAAAGAUUCAGGAGUGAAGAUUUUGUCUUCUGGAAUCAAGAGUCACCAUUGUAAACUUCAAACACUCAGGCUGUCAGGCUGCCUGAUCACAGAAGAAGGUUGUAAGUCUCUGGUCUCAGCUUUGAGCUCCAACCCCUCCCAUCUGAGAGAGCUGGACCUGAGCUACAACCAUCCAGGAGAGGCAGGAGUGAAGCUGCUGGAGCAGCUGAGACUGGAAACUCUCAGGGUGGAGCCUGCUGGAGUCCGAUGGCUGAUCCCAGGUCUGAGGAAGUAUUCCUGUCAACUCACAAUCGACACAAACACAGUGAACACAAAACUACAACUGUCUGACAACAACAGGAAGGUGACAUAUGUGGAGGAGGUUCAGUCAUAUCCUGAUCAUCCAGACAGAUUUGAUGUCCUUCAGCUGCUGUGUAGAGAUGGUCUGACUGGUUGCUGUUACUGGGAGGUCGAUUGGAGAGGAGAGGUUUAUAUAUCACUGAGUUACAGAAGACUCAGCAGAAAAGGAGAUGGUUAUGACUGUUUGUUUGGAAGGAAUGAUCAGUCCUGGUUUCUGUUCUGCUCUGAUGUUAAAGGUUACGCUGUCUGUCACAAUAACAGAGAAACAUUCAUCCCCUCCUCCUCCUCCUCCUCCUCUGUCUCUAACAGAGUAGCAGUGUAUGUGGACUGUCCUGCUGGCACUCUGUCCUUCUACAGAGUCUCCUCUGACACUCUGAUCCACCUCCACACCUUCAACACCACAUUCACUGAACCUCUUUAUCCUGGAUUUACAGCCUGGUUUCCUGGUUCCUCAGUGUCUCUGUGCUGAGUUUAGUGUAAAGAGUGUCCUCCUGUCAGAGAAACUCUGACUGUUGAACAGAUAGUUCAGUCUGUACAUGUGUAUCCUUUAACUGUGAAGCAGUUUGACUCUAAAUUGAUGGUUUGUCACCCUCUGUUGGUAAAAAGAUGAACUACAUUCUGAUCUUCAUGACUCGCUCUCAUUAUGUAAAACAUCUUUCAUUUACUUCUAAAUAUAGACCUGAUUUGAUGGAUAACCCUGAUGCUAAAUAUUGACACACUGUUACUCCUGGACUUGUUAGGCAAAUAUCACAAACACACCUGUAAGUGGAAGCAAUGAACUCCUUCAUUCAACAUGUUUAUAAAACAAUUUGACCUUUUUUUGAAG
Messenger RNA from Archocentrus centrarchus (flier cichlid), 4407 nucleotides. RefSeq names its product NACHT, LRR and PYD domains-containing protein 12-like. NCBI's taxonomy places the organism in Eukaryota, Metazoa, Chordata, Actinopteri, Cichliformes, Cichlidae. Bases 1 to 4050 code for a protein of 1349 amino acids. Gene Ontology annotation, molecular function: protein binding. The transcript is spliced from 14 exons. The record is from RefSeq and is a predicted model, not a curated record.